AGAAGACUUACUUGCCCGUCGCCAUGGCAACGUACACUGCCUGAUAUGCAUAGUUUCCCCGAACCGCAUUAUUAAUUUUUCACAAACUCCGAGUUAUGGCACAGCACACCACAGAGCUUUGUUAUGUUCACUGAUUUAAACUAUCAGCCAAAAGCUCCAGGCAGACCCGGCUCUUGUUGGUUGUCUGUGUGUUCGAGGAAGCCAUCACCACCCGGGUGCACAUCGCCACCAUUAUGACUGUAUCGGUUGAAGACGUGUCUUCGUCCGUUGUGCGGGAAUAUCUGAGUCGGAAGGGACUCAAGAGGACGAUUGCCUGUAUGGACGAAGAACAUCCACGCACCACAUUCAGUAUCAACAACAGAUCUCAAUUGAGGCAGCUCCUCAACAUGGAGGAUCUCUAUAGAAAUAAUAAAGCUCAGAUCUCCCCCCUGAAAACGUUACUGGAAAUGAUUGUAAAACAUCACAUUGAGGGCCGUAAGAAUGAUCAGAUCACCAUCAGUAAAAGGGAUUCCCUGCAGUCUGCUCCCACUGUGAGCUGCAAUGCUGAUUCUCCUGCAGUGACAAGUGGCACAGAGAAUAACACAGAUGUUGUUAUCAGUAAACACAUCAAAUCAAGGUCUGAUACAGAAGAUACAGGCCCGUCUCAACCUACAUGUACAUCGCUUUUGCCUAAGACCGAUAGAGAACCCAGUCAAAAUCAAACAGAAGACUGGCCUUGUGACUCAGAAGCCUAUAAACACCAGCCACCAAUGGCAGCCUUACGGAACAAUGGGGGCGUCCUCAGAAGAGAAGCAGAAAAAAACACUCCCACCACUGAGAGCAUCCAAAGGACCAGAAUUAAUCGAACAAGACGUGGCAUGAUUGUUGGACCAAUCGCUAGUACACUUCAGGAAAACAAAAAAAAGCACAAUCGAAAACUAGAAGUGCGGCAGCAGCUACUCGGAGGAGAACUAGAAAACAAGCGGUCUAGUGAUGGACUUUUAGGGACUGGCGUACAUCAAAAAACCUCAGAGAGCGGCCUGACUGAAAUCAACUCGGCUGACUACUUACGGGGGCAACGGGAGUUGUGGAGUGCACCAGACAAAGUGCAGAGGGAAAAGAGCUUUGAAAAAGUGCAACAAGACAUGCUGACGACUACAACAGUAAAGUCUUUGGCCAGUCAAAAGGUGACUUUGGAUGUGGCUGAGAUGGUUUUAGAUGACAUUGAUGAUGAUGAGGAUCUGCGAGAGCUCUCCACAGUGUCCUUUCAGAGAGCCAGGGCCGAGCACAGCUACGCAGGCCGCCCGAUGGACCAGCACACUGCCACGGAAUUGAAAGUGAUUCUCCUCGGUUCGAGCCUAAGCUGUUUCAGUGUUGAGUGGAGGAAUCAAGGUUUCGCAUUCUCCGAAACGCAGGACCUAAGAUAUGGAAUCGUGCAGAAAAAGGGUGGACCCUGUGGAGUUUUGGCAUCCAUGCAAGCCUUUGUUUUGAAGAAACUGCUGUUUGAAAACUUUGAAGGCAGUAACUCAGGCCUUCAGAGAAUAAAACCCUCCAACGCGACCAGAAGAAAGUGUCUGGCUUCAGCGGCGGCUGAAAUACUGUGGAGGGCGGGCGAGGAAAAACAGGCCACAAUCGCAAUAAAUUCAGGGAGAAAUCAUUUCACCCCAACUGGACACUUUAAAUCUGAAGGAGUCUUUGAAAAGAUAACAUGUUUCACCGUGGAUAACAUCAAAGAACUGCAGCUGCUGCUGGAGCGGCAUAUUGAUCAGUUUGAGACCGGAGUGUUAGGAUGCAUACUGCUCACCAUAUCUGCAAUUCUCUCUCGAUCCAUAGAGAAAGUAAGAGACGAUAUGGACGUGCCCACCACCACACUCAUUGGUGCCCACGGCUACUGCACUCAGGAGCUGGUCAACCUGUUUCUCUGCGGCAGAGCGGUUUCUAACGUCUUUGACAAUGACAUGGAGCUGGACUCAGGCCGAGGCAACAUGACUCUACUGAAGGGAGUAAAAGGCCCCUGUGACAUCGGCCUGCUGUCCCUGUUUGAACACUACGACUUCUGUAAAGUAGGAGCUCACCUGAAGACUCCCCGUUACCCCAUUUGGGUGGUGUGCAGUGAGAGCCACUUCAGCGUGCUGUUCGGCCUGCAGAGGGAGCUGUUGACCAAUCGGGGCCAAUGCAUUGAGUUUGAACUUUACUAUUACGAUGGACUGGCCAAUCAACAGGAGGAGAUCCGCCUCACCGUCUCUCUUGGCGAAUCGGCCCCGAGCUGUCAAGAUGACGACACAGAUCUCACCCCUCCACUGGAGCACUGCAUCCGCACACGGUGGAAGAAUGCGUUUGUCAGUUGGAAUGACACAGAGCCUAUUCUCUAAUUGAUCACAUGGUUUAAUGUUAUUUUAACUAUGAGACAAUUCUGUUACAUACAUAUUCUUCAUACUGUAUCAUGUUUUCUUAUACUUGGUAAGAUAAUUGAUCAUGUGAAAUUAUGGCCUUAGUGUUAUACAUCUCACAGUGUAAGCAAAUUCUUCCUAAAAUGUAAACGUUUAAAGGAACUGACCACAGUGGCCUUAGAUUCUACCCUUUUCAUAAUACGUAGGAUAUAUUUUUAGCUAAUGUAUGUAUUUUAAACGUUUAAACUAAUUUAGUUCCCUUCAUAAUAUUUCAAUCAAGAAUACCGGUGGGUGUAUGUUUGUGAAAGAGAUUGAUUGUCAUGUGGAACAGAAAAUAGUCAAAUUAAAAUGUAUUUAUGUAGCGCCAAAUCAUAACAAAGUUACCUUUUAACAAAGUGCAUUUUUCAUGUACAGUCGCAGGCCUCGACUUUAUUUAUGAAUUUAGAGUAAAAUAAAAGAAUUUACACCUCUGCUGUCUCCACACAAUUGGACAGAUAAUUGUUUUGUUCAAUCAUCUGUUCUUGAAUUAAUCGGCAUUUAAUCUGCUGCUAAUAGAUCAAAUACUGCAAAGGGUUUUUCAUCUCAGUGACUCAUAGUGGCAACACAUUUUUUUUUGUUGAAUUGGCCCAGUAUUGAGGGACAAUGCGUCAACUGGCAGCCGCUAAACAAGCCACGAAGUGGAGUGAGCUGUGUUGCUGCAAUAAUACAGUUUACGCACAUGUGACUACAAUUUACCUCCAUGAAAAAAACCCAGACAACCCGUUGUGCA
Pungitius pungitius (ninespine stickleback) is the source of this 3138-nucleotide messenger RNA. It is a transcript of the gene mindy4, whose product is annotated as MINDY lysine 48 deubiquitinase 4. The transcript is spliced from 18 exons. Gene Ontology annotation, biological process: protein K48-linked deubiquitination. Bases 234 to 2351 code for a protein of 705 amino acids. The record is from RefSeq and is a predicted model, not a curated record. NCBI's taxonomy places the organism in Eukaryota, Metazoa, Chordata, Actinopteri, Perciformes, Gasterosteidae. Gene Ontology annotation, molecular function: cysteine-type deubiquitinase activity; K48-linked deubiquitinase activity.